Messenger RNA from Culicoides brevitarsis, 1178 nucleotides. RefSeq names its product WW domain-binding protein 4. Gene Ontology annotation, biological process: mRNA splicing, via spliceosome. The record is from RefSeq and is a predicted model, not a curated record. NCBI's taxonomy places the organism in Eukaryota, Metazoa, Arthropoda, Insecta, Diptera, Ceratopogonidae. Gene Ontology annotation, cellular component: precatalytic spliceosome; nucleus. Bases 104 to 1129 code for a protein of 341 amino acids. Gene Ontology annotation, molecular function: protein binding; RNA binding; zinc ion binding. The transcript has 3 exons.
UAAACGUUUUGAGGGAAAAAUUUAAUAAAAAAUUUCGAUAUUUAAGGACUUUAUUUAUUUAAGGAAGGAAGGAAAAUCGAGUAUUUAACGGUGUUGCAAAGACAUGGCUGACUAUUGGAAAAGCAACGAUCGCGCCUUUUGCGACUACUGCAAAUGUUGGUAUGCCGAUAACCGUGCGAGCAAAGAAUUCCACGAAAAUGGCAAGAAACACAAGCAAAAUGUCCAAAAACGUCUCUCGGAAAUCGGCAGGAAGGCAUACAAAGAUGCCCAAAACGAGCGCAAAAUGGAAGCUGACAUGCGAAAAAUGAAUGAAGGUGCCAUGGCGGCAUAUGCAGGCGAUUUAGCAGCUGGAUCGGACUACACGACGCGUCUUCAUAACGAAAGAGCUGCCGCUGCUGCAGCAUCUGCUCGAGGAAUUGGACCUCAAGUUGAUCCUUUCGCGAUAAAAUUGCCCGAAGAUGACAUUGAACGCCCCCUGACGAAGGCAGAAGAGGAAAAAGCGGCGUCUUUAUGGUGCGAAGCCCUAACUGACGAGGGACACACGUAUUAUUGGAACGUAAAAACGGGCGAAAGUACGUGGGAGGAACCGAAAGAGGGAUUUAUGACGUACAAGGAGUACCAAAAGUUACAAGAAGACAUUGAACGGAAGCAACGAGAAGAAGAAGCAAAAUUCUCGAAAGAUUUUGUGGAAAAUGCUGAUGAAAUUGCAGCGGCAUACAAUCGAGAAAAGCUAAAAUCGUAUCGAAAAAUCACGAGACCCGAAUCGGGAUCAGAAAGUGACGACGAUGCGAAGGGAAAUGAACCGGGCACGUCAAAAAAGAAGAAGAAAAAGAAGAAGGACGAAGUAGAUGAGAAAUUUGGAUGGGAGAAUCCCGAAGAAGCAGCAAGACCGGUUGGGCAAUGGCAAACUGUAGAAGCUCCAAAACCAAUGGCUCCUGUUGACCUUGAACUUCCCACGAGAUACGAAGCUCCAGUGUUCGUGCCAUCAGAACCAGAGCCUGCACCUGUCAAAAAAUUCAAGGAAAAGACAAUUACGAGUAUAGAUGCCGACGAACCGGGAUUUUUCAAGAAACGAAAGAUCGCUGGCGGCAACAGAAAUGCCCGAAAACGUUUGGAUGACGACGAAUAGACGAUAUUUCUUAUAAAAUAAAUUGAUUUUCUUUAAUUUACAUCUUUAA